ACCGCACACGUAUUACUGAGUCUGGAUUCCUUUGAUUCAACCAGCCUGAAGAGUGAAGACUUUCGUCAAGGCCGCUGUUUCCUGGGCAAACGCUGACCGCUUUUGCACUUCUUACCAUAGGACUUUGCAUUAGGUAAGGGAGCGGGGCGAACCCGCUCCCUUCUCGCGGAGAAUGAUUUCUCAAUUCUAUAUUCUCUCGCCUAGAGGCGACGUGGUUAUUCGCAAGGACUAUCUUGGAGAUGUACCGCGAAGUAGCUCAGAGACAUUCUUUAGGAAUGCCAAGUUCUGGAAAGAGGGCGAUGGCGAGGCCCCUCCCGUCUUCAACGUUGACGGGAUUACCUAUAUGCACAUCAAGGAGGGCGGUGUGCAGCUGGUGGCAACAACACGGGCCAACCUGUCUCCCUCGUUCGUGCUGGAGUUCUUGAGACGCAUCUGCACGAUCGUGAAGGACUACUGCGGGUUCCUCAGCGAGGAUGCCAUCCGCAAGAACGUGGUCCUCAUCUACGAGCUGCUGGACGAGGUGGUGGACUACGGCUUCCCGCAGAACACAGCUACGGAGGCGCUGAAGCAGUUCGUCGUGAACGAGCCGACGGUGGUGACCCCCGCCUUCUACCAGGCGAAGCCACUUUUCAGCCUCAGCAAGGGGCCCACGGGCGUCUUCAAGAGCGUGCUGGAGACGAACCGAACAGACGGCAAGCGGCGGGACGAAAUCUUCGUGGACGUGGUCGAGCGGAUAACCUGCACCUUCAACGCCAGCGGCUACAUCGCCAGCGCGCAGGUGGACGGCGCCGUGCAGAUCAAGUCCUACCUGGCCGGCAACCCGCCCAUCAAGAUCAAGCUCAACGACGACCUGCUCAUCGGCAAGCGGGACGCGCCGUACGGCCACCUGGACGCGGCGGGCGGCGGGCGGGGCUUCGGGGACGGCGGGCACAUGGUGGUGCUGGACGACUGCAAUUUCCACGAGGUGGCCAACCUGGACUCGUUCGACGUGGACCGGACCAUCAGCCUGGUGCCGCCAGACGGCGAGUUUGCACUCAUGAACUACCGGACCACACACGGCUUCAAGCCGCCCUUCCGGCUGCACGCCACCGUGGAGCCCGACCCCAACUCUGAGUACAAGGCGCUGCUGACGCUCAAGCUGUGGUGCGAGGUUCCCUCGGACAAGGCAGCCAGUGGGAUGGAGGUGGAGAUCCCCACGCCACGUUACGUGCAGCGAGUGCACUGCGACCUGGACACCUCGGGCGGGGCCGGAGGCCCCGCCGGAGGCGGCGCCGGGGCCGGAGGCCUCACCGGCCGCGCCGGCCGCGCAGCGGCCGCCGCCGCUGCUGCAGGCGCGGCGCUGCAGGCGUGGGACUACAACGAGAAGACGCACCUGCUGCGGUGGAAGUUCAAGAAGUGCCCGGGGGGCAGCGAGUGGACGCUGCGGGCGCGGCUGACGCUGGAGAAGCCGUACAGCCCGGGGCUGCGGGGCGAGGUGGGGCCGGUCAACCUGCGCUUCACCAUCCCCAUGUACAGCGCAUCGCGCAUCGCGCUCAAGUACCUGCAGAUCCUGAAGAAGGCCGACAAGAACUACAACCCCUACCGCUGGGUGCGGUACGUGGCCUCGUCAAACUCGUACACCUUCCGUACGUAGUGUCAGGUGUAGUGCUUGUGGUGGUGGCGGUCGUGGCGGUGAAGGUGGGCCGGCGUUGGCAUGUGGUCGGUUUGACUUAUCACGAGGUUGCCGUUGUGGGGUCGCGUGGGGCGAGUGAGGGUGCUCAGGCGCAAAGCGGAGGUGGCGACAGGUUCUGCCGCCGGCGCUGCCGUUGUAGCUGCUGUGCCGUAUAGCGGCGAUGCAUAUGGCUAGAUAAAGACAGUUUGGUAUACGCGCAAGUCCGGCGACGAGGGGAGGCCGCUUCGGCCACCGAUAGCCCCCAUACUUGGCCCCGCUGACCGGCCCCAGGUGGUCACGCAUAGGCGAAGGCGUCCCGUUGCUGGACGGUGGCCGCUUGGUGCUGAUGAGGCGCGGCGCCUGGACGAGGGGGAACGGCCUGCAAGGGAGUGUCCGAGGGUGGGCCGGUUGCAGCUCGGGUUUAGGAGGCGUCAUGCAGAGUCAUGUGUUGUAGAGGAUGUGUGCCUGAUUGCGUUGGCAUUGGUUGUGCACACAGCGGAAGCAGAACGUGUGCCUCUGGCCUUGAUCACUUUUGCUCACGUCUUGGGGCGCACUGCGUAAUGACGGCACUGUUAUUGACGAGUGUUGCGGAACUAAUGCGUACGUAGACCAGAGCGGAAGGCGGAGUGGGCUUGCAGGCGGCACGAGAGUAGGCAGUCAGUAGCGCAAGUUGCGAAUUCACAUGUUACCUCGUAACCGACGGUAAACGCUGUGGACGGUCGCGCCCAUGGCUGGCUGACGGAAGGUGGCUGCUGUAUUGGGAUGGCUGGGCUGGACGACGCCGGCCGGGCUGGCGUUGGGACUACCAGAAAGGAUGCGCCCGAAACCAACCUGGAGAACACCAGCGCCACCGGUGCCCAGCACGACAUGUAAGGGAGGGAGGGAGGGACAGGAGGCGUGAUGCACUGCAGCGUAGAAGCUAUGGCGCGAGGCGCGAGGCAAGCAACGUCAACCCCAAAGCAACCGCGAGGACAUGGUGCGCAAGCCGGGCUGCGGGCUGUGGCUGUUAUGGCUGUGCGCUGCGCGGGGUGACUAAACGAAGAACAUGCUGGUGUGUCAAUCGGUAGUGUGGCAGCGCCUGGCCCAGCACCCGAUUGGAGAUCGCUACUGGAUAUGGCAGCACGUCAGCCACGCCAGCAUAGCGUCUGACAAUCCGGGGUCAUUGCGCAACUCUGUAACGCUCCUGCAAU
Messenger RNA from Chlamydomonas reinhardtii, 2841 nucleotides. RefSeq lists its product as uncharacterized. The transcript has 5 exons. Lineage: Eukaryota; Viridiplantae; Chlorophyta; Chlorophyceae; Chlamydomonadales; Chlamydomonadaceae. The record is from RefSeq and is a predicted model, not a curated record. Bases 173 to 1633 code for a protein of 486 amino acids. Gene Ontology annotation, biological process: Golgi to lysosome transport; protein targeting. Gene Ontology annotation, cellular component: clathrin adaptor complex; trans-Golgi network; cytoplasmic vesicle.